Messenger RNA from Rosa chinensis, 665 nucleotides. RefSeq lists its product as uncharacterized. NCBI's taxonomy places the organism in Eukaryota, Viridiplantae, Streptophyta, Magnoliopsida, Rosales, Rosaceae. The transcript has 2 exons. The record is from RefSeq and is a predicted model, not a curated record. Bases 53 to 454 code for a protein of 133 amino acids.
UGUUUUCUUAUUUUCUCUCCCACCAUGAAUUCAACCCGACCCUCUUUCUUGUAUGUACCCACCUCGUCCCCUCCCCCACGAUCACCCAUCGAAACUCUGCUAUGCUUCCUCCUUCAUUGAAAGUGGCAUUAAAUCCAGGUUGCUGCUGAAUCUGGAAUUUCAGACCCAACAACAAUUGUAUGGUCAUUUCGGGGACUUGACUGACCACCACCACCACCUGACUUUGUCCUCCUCCGCCGCCAACGGCAACAUCGACCGCGUCCUGUUCCAAGACCUCGUCGAGAUCAUCCCUCUUGUCCAGUCCCCCAUUUACGCGGCGCGGUUCAGUCACCUACAGCAAGACACCUUAUCCAAGAAAAAGGUGUGCAACACGUUAAAAAAAAGGGCUGGACAUUGGUCGAAAGAUUACCAAAAGAUGGAAGCUUCAAAAUUGGCCUUGUGGUUUUCUUUGUGACUCGCCUCCAAAAUCAGUGAAGAACCUCUGUAAAAAGAACAAUAUAGUUAGUAGCAAAAACAAAUAAAGACGUGCUAGCAGCAGUGAAAAAGGUCUUCAUAGAUAUAGUUGGUACCUUCAAAUGGUUGUGUUUGCAGUGAGAAGGAGGAUGAACGUAAUUACUUAAAUUUGGGCAUAAAGAAAUGAAUUGUGGCAACUGGCAUGUAGUUAA